CCAUAAAAAACAGGAAACCAUGGGUUUCACACUCACAAACUCUUGUUUAUAUCUGAUAUUAAGAACUUCCACUGAUAUGAGAAUUGCAGACUCCACAUCUGAUUGAAGCAUGAACCUCCAGCAAUAUGGACAAAAAUAUACUGAAAGAGUGAUGAUAUGAAAGGUCAUCACAUAAUGAGAACAUUUUGGUCACAGUUUGAGACAUGUUGCCAUGUCAGCCUCGGCCAUGGGGAUUUAUUAUCUGGUGAUUUAUUGUAUUCUCAUGGGUCAUGUCCUAACAUUGAGUUGAAAAAACAUUUGAGAGCAAGAAGUUUAUGUACAAUGUUUUAAUUUUAUUUAAUUAAUUUUUUUUUCUGCUGGAGUCCAAGCAAAAAGUGCAGCGUGUACUCUUUAGCGAGAUUCUGGAGAUAUUUAUCAGUUUUCAUCAGAAAGCGUUGUGUAAGCGUGUGUAUCUGUGUUUGUGGUUUGCCUUGCUGUUACUUCCUUUACUGAAAGCUGCCUGACACAGACAGAAACAGACGACCAGUAAAGCCUGGUCAAAAACAGUUAAACCAGUUCAGAAAGAUGUCUUCAGAUACUCAAGCUGCGUCGCAUUUAAAUCUGAAUGUGAGAUAUAACAGACGAGUACAAGCGAACAACAGAGAAGGGGAGAGGAGUGAGAGAGUGGAGAUCCUAGAGAAUGAAGACCGGUUCGUCAAUACUGGACAACAGAAAACUGGACCAGGCAGUGAAAGGAAUCUUCCAGGUGCAAAAAGAAGCGGUUUCAGAGUCACUGCUGUGAUUCUGGGGGUGUUUUAUUUUCUGAUACUUGUUGGAGUCUUCACACGCUAUAUUUUAGUGACAUUGGAAAAAGAGCAGCUGCAGACCAGAUACAACGACCUGAACAACAGUUACAGUCAGCUCCAGGAACAACUCUCAGUAGUGAACAACAGUCAGUUACAGGAUGAAGUAAAGAGGCUGAAGGAAAAAAUUGAAGAGAAGAGGUGUUCUGUUGGAUGGGAGAGAUUUGGAUGCAGCUGUUACUUUAAAUCCACUGAGGAGAAAACUUGGUCUGAGAGCAGGACAGACUGUCAGAGAACAGGAGCUGAUCUGGUGAUCAUAAACAGCAAAGAGGAACAGGAUUUUCUUACUCAGAUGAAUAAAUAUGGAACUUCAUGGAUCGGUCUGGAGUCAAAGAAAACAUCCAGCUGGCCAGAUAAAUGGGAGUGGAUAUGGGUGGAUGGAUCAAAACCACAAUAUCAAGGCUGGACUGUAGGAGUUAGUGUAAUGCCUGUGAACAGAUCUACAGCUUAUAUCAAUCUUCAGGGGACAUGGAUGCACACCAACAAUGGAUCCAAACAAUGGAUCUGUGAGAAACAGAAUAGAUUAGUGCUCGGACGUUGGCAUCCACUCUGACUAAAGACCCUCACUGCAUGUCACUUCUUUUCUGAUAACUCUUCCUGCACCUCUGUCAAAGUGACUGUACACAAUAGAGGCAAACAUAAGAAAAUGAAAGGUACAAAACACCUCCUGCUGGCCAAAAUGUUCAAGACUUUACUAAAUAACACAGAGUCAGAAGAAGCAGACACACUGACUCUCAGAGCCUUGUGGCCACUGUGGUCCAUGAAGGAGCUCUGAGAAUCUGUCUGCUGAAUGUUUCUGUCACAGGCUGACCCUGUGUGUGACUUCCUGCUGUAGUGUGUGUAGUAAUUUCCUGUUUUAUUUUGAAAUUUCUUGUGUGUGUUUUACUUCCCACCAGUUUGUUGUGUUAACUGUGUCUCAUUAACCCAUUAGUCUCUGUCUUUCCUCCUUUUAGUUGACAGAAUGUUAUAUUUUAUUGUGAUGUGCUUCUUUGCUUGGUUCUUUGCUUCUGACUGCCUUCACUGUGUUAUUUGGACGUGGAUUGAUGCCUGUGCUUGAUUAGAGUUGUCCUUCCUUAGAAUACUUUAGGUUGGUACUGACCACUGCACACCAGUCAUCUAGUCAUCACAAUUAGUCCCUUGUCAAAAAGAUCCUGACUCUUGCCAAUUUGAUCGGAUUCCAGAUAAAAUCAACUUCAAGAACUGAUUGUUCACCUGCUGUCUAAUAUAUCCCACCUCUUGACAGGUGCCGUUAGAACAAGAUAAUCAGUGUUAUUCACUUCACCUGUCAGAGGUUUUAAUGUUGUGGCUGAUCAGUUUAUGUUUGAUUGACAUUCAGACAAACAGUAUCUGUUUUAACUGAUCAACUGUAAAACCUUAACUUCAGGCUGUUGUUUCUCUGUAAGACUAAAAAUAAAUGAGACAGCAGCA
Lates calcarifer (barramundi perch) is the source of this 2270-nucleotide messenger RNA. RefSeq names its product CD209 antigen-like protein A. Lineage: Eukaryota; Metazoa; Chordata; Actinopteri; Centropomidae. The coding region runs from base 565 to 1395 and encodes 276 amino acids. The record is from RefSeq and is a predicted model, not a curated record. The transcript is spliced from 7 exons.